UUUCCUACCACUAUGCUCGACACGAACGACACCGAAACCUUCCUAGCAUCCAAUUGGGGCCUUGCAAAGGGGCAAAUCGAGAACGGUGCAUCAGAUCUCACCUUUGCACAGGACCCUUUCCCGUCCAACGCGGUGCCCAGCACCGACAAUUCCUUUACGACGAGCGGAGGCCCUGUGCUCCAAGUACUAUACUCCAACGGAAGUUAUUCGAACAACAAUCAAGGGGGAGCACAGUUUUACUCGUUGUGGAACCCACCGAUCGAUAGCGGAGGAUGGAAAACGAUGAUGGUCAGCUACGAGGUUGCGUUCGACAAUGACUUCGAUUGGGUAAAGGGUGGUAAACUCCCGGGUCUCAGAGGAGGUAGUCUUGAUGGUUGCUCUGGUGGAAACCAGGCAGACGGAGAUAAUUGCUUCAGCACAAGGAUAAUGUGGAGGGAAGGAGGAAUGGGCGAAGUGUAUGCUUAUGUGCCGAAAUCCUCGAGUGUGUGCAACGAGACGGAGGCUAUUUGCAACGACAAGUAUGGAGAAAGCUUAGAUCGGGGCAGCUUCAACUUUACCACUGGGCAAUGGAACCGUAUCACGCUACUCGUGCAAACGAAUCAUCCUGCUGGCGCCUCCAACGGCCAAAUAUCAUUAUAUCAUAACGACGUGCAUGUUUUCUCGCAGACCGGAGUCAUGUUUGGGAACGACAGUGAUGUAACCCCGGGAGGAUUCUACUUCAGUACUUUUUUUGGUGGCUCAGACUCAUCCUGGGCCUCGUCCCGCGACACACAUUCAUAUUUCCGGAACGUCCAGCUGUGGGCUUCCGCC
Molecule: messenger RNA, 810 nt
Organism: Stereum hirsutum FP-91666 SS1
Lineage: Eukaryota; Fungi; Basidiomycota; Agaricomycetes; Russulales; Stereaceae
Exons: 6
Source: RefSeq, a predicted model, not a curated record